Molecule: messenger RNA, 3770 nt
Organism: Arachis duranensis
Lineage: Eukaryota; Viridiplantae; Streptophyta; Magnoliopsida; Fabales; Fabaceae
Product: protein unc-13 homolog
Exons: 27
Coding region: 292-3516 (1074 amino acids)
Source: RefSeq, a predicted model, not a curated record
UCUCUCAUUCUCGCUGUCUCUUCCAAGUCAGUGGACCGAAGCUGCUAAUUUGCUAUCUCCUCAUUUCUCUCUCUCACUUACUAACUCAUUCAGUCACCACCCUUUUCUCAAUUGCAUUCAGCCCAAAGGUUCCUCCUCUUCUUUUUUAGUUCUUCCUUCACUCGUUUUCUUCUUCUGUCUAUCUUCCCCUCUCCGCGUUUUCAAGAUCCAUUCUUUAACAAAAAGUCGAGUGAUAAAUAAGGCCCUCUUUGGUUGGCUGCGAGGUUCUGCAUCAUUUUACCUUUAUUGGCCAUGGAUGAUGAGAAUGCGUUAGAGCUUCUGCAGAGGUACAGAAGGGACAGGAGAGUACUUCUCGAUUUCAUUUUGUCGGGGAGUUUGAUCAAGAAAGUUGUAAUGCCGCCUGGUGCUGUUACACUUGAUGAUGUUGAUCUGGAUCAAGUGAGUGUUGAUUACGUUCUCAACUGUGCAAAAAGAAGUUCGUUGCUGGAGCUUUCGGAAGCUAUUAGAGAUUAUCAUGAUCAUACUGGUUUGCCCCAAAUGGAUUAUGUUGAGAUUUUUCCUCCUGUUGCUGUAUCCACUCCAACUCCUGUUUUUGCCCCAUCCCCGGUUGUUUCAAAUCUGUCAAGAUCAGAGUCUUUUGACUCUACACAUGAAAAAGAGCUAACUGUGGAUGACAUUGAUGACUUUGAGGAUGAUGAUGAUUCUGCAGCAUUAGAAGGUUUCAGGUCCAAAAGGACUCUCAAUGAUGCAUCUGAUCUUGCAGUGAAAUUGCCUUCUUUCUCCACAGGCCUCACAGAUGAUGAUCUACGGGAAACUGCAUAUGAGAUCCUUUUGGCUUGUGCUGGAGCCACAGGGGGUUUGAUUGUCCCAUCCAAAGAAAAAAAGAAAGAGAAAAGAUCCAGUUUGAUUAGGAAACUUGGGCGGAGCAAAACUGGAAGUGUUGUGUCUCAGUCCCAGAGUGCUCCAGGAUUAGUUGGCUUGUUAGAAACCAUGCGUGUUCAGAUGGAGAUAUCUGAGGUGAUGGAUAUUAGAACAAGACAAGGAUUGCUAAAUGCUCUUGUUGGAAAAGUAGGGAAAAGAAUGGACACUCUAUUGAUUCCUUUGGAGCUGCUUUGCUGUAUAUCACGCUCAGAAUUUUCUGAUAAAAAGGCUUUCAUACGGUGGCAAAAGAGGCAGUUAAAAGUUUUGGAGGAGGGGCUUGUUAAUCACCCUGCUGUUGGAUUUGGUGAAUCUGGGCGCAAGACAAAUGAGCUGAGGAUUCUACUGGCAAAAAUUGAGGAAUCUGAGUUUCUCCCUUCUUCAAAUGGUGAACUUCAAAGGACAGAGUGCUUGAGAUCUCUGAGGGAGAUUGCAAUUCCACUUGCUGAGAGGCCAGCUCGGGGUGACUUAACUGGGGAAAUAUGCCAUUGGGCAGAUGGUUACCACUUUAAUGUUAGACUAUAUGAGAAAUUACUUUUAAGUGUAUUUGACAUGCUAGAUGAGGGAAAGCUGACAGAGGAAGUGGAGGAAAUUCUUGAACUUUUGAAGUCAACCUGGCGGGUUUUGGGGAUCACAGAGACAAUUCAUCACACCUGUUAUGCAUGGAUUUUAUUUCGUCAGUAUGUUAUCACAAGUGAGCUGGGACUUUUGCUGCAUGCGAUUGAGCAAUUAAAGAAAAUACCACUAAUGGAGCAACGGGGCCAACAUGAGAGGUUGAACUUGAAAAGCUUGCAUUCCAAAGUUGAAGGUGAACAUGAUAUGUCUUUCUUACAAUCUUUCUUAACACCAAUUCAGAGAUGGGCUGACAAACAGCUUGGAGAUUACCAUCUUCAGUUCAAUGAGGGCCCAACAAUAAUGGAAAAGAUUGUGGCAGUUGCAAUGAUUACCAGGAGGCUUCUGCUGGAAGAACCAGAAACCACCAUGCACUCCUUGCCAAUUAGUGAUCGUGAUCAGAUAGAGAUAUAUAUAUCAUCAUCAAUUAAGAAUGCAUUUGCAAGGACAUUACAAGUUGUUGAAAGAGCAGAUGUAUCGCAUGAGCAUCAUUUGACAUUGCUUGCAGAAGAACUCAAGAAGCUCUUAAAAAAAGAUUCGGGAACUUUUAUGCCCAUUUUAUCUCAGCGGCAUCCUCAGGCAACUGUUGUAUCUGCGUCAUUAGUUCACAAACUUUAUGGCCACAGACUGAAACCUUUUGUGGAUGGUGCUGAACAUCUAACUGAGGAUGUCAUUUCUGUAUUCCCAGAAGCUGAAAGUCUAGAGCAGUUCAUAAUGGCACUUAUUACAUCUUCAUGCCAAGAAGAAAAUGCUGAAAUCUUGUGCAAGAAAUUGAAUCUCUACGAGAUUGAGGAAAAAUCUGGGACACUGGUGUUACGCUGGGUCAAUUCACAGCUUGGAAGAAUUCUAGGUUGGGUGGAGCGGGCUAUUCAACAGGAGAGUUGGGACCCAAUAUCACCUCAACAGCGGCAUGCCAGUUCAAUUGUGGAAGUUUACAGGAUUGUAGAGGAGACUGUUGAUCAAUUUUUUGCUCUUAAAGUACCGAUGAGGUUUACAGAAUUAAAUUGCUUGUUCCGUGGCAUUGACAAUGCUCUUCAGGUGUAUGCAAACAAUGCUGUUAAUGAUUUGGCAAGCAAAGAGGAUUUAACACCACCUGUUCCUAUUCUCACACGAUACAAAAAGGAAGUUGGCAUAAAGGCUUUUGUAAAGAAGGAACUAUUUGAUGCUCGAAUGCCUGAAGAGCCAACAAGGACAAAUGAAAUCAGUGUCCUUGCAACUUCAACACUCUGUGUUCAAUUAAACACUUUAUAUUAUGCAAUUAGUCAUCUGAAUAAACUGGAAGAUAGCAUUUGGGAGCGAUGGACAAGUAAAAGGUCCCAGGAGAAACUCAUAAAGAAAUCCUUAGAUAAGUCCAAAAGUUUUCCUCAAAAGGAUACAUUUGACGGAAGUAGAAAGGCUAUAAAUGCUGCAAUGGAUCGCAUUUGUGAGUAUGCUGGAACCAAAAUCAUCUUCCGGGAUCUUAGAGUUCCAUUUAUAGACAACUUAUACAAACCAAGUGUCUCAGCCUCCAGGAUGGAUGCACUAAUAGAACCACUUGAUAUGGAGCUUAGUCAACUUUGUGACAUUGUUGUGGAGCCUCUCAGGGAUCGCAUAGUGACAAGUCUUCUUCAGGCAUCAUUGGAUGGAUUACUCCGGGUUAUAUUAGAUGGCGGUCCAUCAAGAGUUUUCUUUCCCGGUGAUGCAAAAUUACUAGAGGAAGAUCUGGAUGUCCUAAAGGAAUUCUUCAUAUCCGGAGGUGAUGGGCUUCCUCGAGGUGUUGUCGAAAAUCAGAUUGCACGUGUUCGGCAUGUGAUCAAGUUGCAUGGAUACGAGACGCGAGAGUUGAUUGAAGACUUGAAAUCUGCUAGUGGCAUGGAAAUGCAAGGUGGCAAAAGCAAACUAGGAGCUGAUUCCAAAACACUAUUGAGAAUAUUGUGCCAUAGGAGCGAUUCAGAGGCAUCCCUGUUUCUCAAGAAACAAUACAAGAUACCCAAGUCUUCUGCUUAGUGUAUUGUGUACAAAAAAUGGAAAGGCACAAUUUUCACUUUGAGAUAUAGAUGAUUUGCUGUAUAAUCAGACUACCAGAUCUGGUUUUGUAACUAAUUACAAUGGUAUUAAUCUUCCAUUUGUAAAAUUCGUCCAUGUCAAGACGGUAAGAAUUCAAUUAUUGAAGUUUCAAUUCAUUUAGGAGGGCAGAUUAUUUGUUAAAAAAAUCAGCUUCAUGAUCAAUUACAGUAUCGUGUACAGUUGGCGUGGCGCAA